Molecule: messenger RNA, 4907 nt
Organism: Anopheles stephensi (Asian malaria mosquito)
Lineage: Eukaryota; Metazoa; Arthropoda; Insecta; Diptera; Culicidae
Product: protein PAT1 homolog 1-like
Exons: 2
Coding region: 630-3587 (985 amino acids)
Biological process (GO): P-body assembly; deadenylation-dependent decapping of nuclear-transcribed mRNA
Cellular component (GO): P-body
Molecular function (GO): RNA binding
Source: RefSeq, a predicted model, not a curated record
UGUGUGUGUGCGCGCGUGAAUGUGUGUGUGUGUGUACGUCGGAUUGGUUGCUGUCGUGUGAUUUGCUACUUUUUUUCGGUGCUCCUAUUAUCGUAUUUAGCAAUUUCACCAUCCGUACACCGAGUUCCAGCAUCCCCGGGAGCAAAUCAACAACGCAUUCCGGCCACCAUCCGCGUGACAAAUCCGUGCGUGUAGCGUCGGAGGCUGCCCGACCGUUCCCGGUGGUGGUGUGUCUGCUCCUGCUCCUUUUGUGUGCACAUCAUCAGCGAGAAGGCUCGUGUAGUGGAGAGCAGAGGGCUUUUUCUUUGGUCCGUCUGUCCGCUGUUUGUCGCCGUCACCGUCCGGUGUACCGUGGGCAGCCAAAGUGGAUCAUUCCGUCGGUGUGCCGGUCGCUGAAGUGCCCCCGGGUGGACUCGGUGCUAGCACUGCCGGCCGCCAUCGGCGUUACCGAAGUCGUAGCGUAGUCUGUUCGGCAGUUCCGCAUCCGCUGGUGGAAGUGGUGUUCGGGUCAGCGGCGGCAGAUUGCACGCGUCGACCGCUUGGGGGCGACAGGUGACAGCUGAAGGUUGUGCGAAUCUUGAGCCAAGGCAGCUCGGACCGGCCGGCAAGUUGGAUAGCAGGGGGCGGCAAUGUCCGAUUCGUUCUUUGGGUUUGAUGCGUCACUGCCUGGUGAGGACGACGAUGGUGGAGGAAGGGGUAGAGGUGGCGGAGGUGGAGGACGAACAGGCGGCGGGCGCGUGUUGGGCGGCGGGAGCGGAGGUCGUGGAUCGGAUUCGGAGGAGGAGUACGAUGCGCUCAACGAUGAAACGUUCGGCCAGGCCCGUGAGGACGAUUGGGAAGAUUUGCACGAGAAUCUGGUGCGAUUGGACCAGCGGGAAGGAGGAGACGGUGACUCCGGGGCCGAUUCCGAUCUGGAUAUCAACUUCUCCUCGGUCGGGAUCGACAACUUUGAGCUGGACAAUGACACGGAACCGGAGGCCCGUUUGCAGCUGGACCCGAGCGUGUGGACGAUGCCCAGCAAACCGGAAACGCCGCGACACAGCGUGCCGGCUGUUUCGACCCAGAUGCCAUCAGCGAUUGGCAGUGCACCGACCCCAAUUCCAGCACCGGAUCGUUUCGGUGCACCAAUAGGACGGUUCCCGGCCUUACCGAAUCCCGGAAUGCGCAUCUGCUCGCUGGAAGAAAUCGAGCAAAACAUGAUCAAGCAGCAGCAGGAACAGAUGCGUCGCGGGUUAACUCCACUGCCCCGUCCUCCGCCCGGCUUUCCACCACCUUCCAACGCGACCCCAACGAUGCAGCAACUUCCGCCGCCAAUGAUCCAUCGUCCGCUUCCGAUUCCAAUCGGGUUUCCUUCACCCGCACUGAUGGGUGGUGGCGGCGGCCCGGGAGGACAACCGGGUCCGAUGGGCGCACUGUUCCCGCCUACCAACAUGCCACCACCGAACGCUGGUGGCCAGCCCGGUACCGGUGCACCUCCGUUUCCAUUUCCGGUGAUCUUUCAAGGCCCGCCCGGAUCGCUGCCUCCCAACAACAACAUUAACAAUAACAACAGCAACGGUAACAUCAACAACAACAACAAUGCAAGCUUCAGCCAGCGGUUGGUGGAGGAGAUCCAGCAAAAUCAUCCCAUGUUGCCGCAUUACCGACAGCCGCCACCGCCCGGUACGUUAGCGCAGCCUCCGCUUCCGAUGGGAGUACCGCCGCCAGGUGGUCCAGGUGGUCCGGGCCAGAUGCCGCCGAUGCCACCGCACGGUGGCAACUUUAAGCACCCGUUCAUGGGUCAUCACCAUCCCGGGUUUCCACCAAACUGGAAUGGUCCGCCGCCGCCGCAUCAUCCGCACCAUCCGCACGGUGGGCAUCACCAUCCGGGCUUUCCGGGCGGUCAUCAUCACUUUCCGCAGCAGCAGCAGCAACAACAGCAAGGAGGUCAUGGCCAGGGCGGCCAUCAUCAUCAUCACCAGCAACAGCAGCAGCAGCAGCAGCAGCACCACCAUCAACAUCAAGGUGGCCAUCGAUUGCACAACGGCAAACAGAACCGCAACUACGAGUACGACGAGUACGCUAACAUGAUGACCGAGCGGGCGAAGCACUGGCUGCUCGGCAUCCAACUGUCCCAGCUGAACAAGGACACAGCCUACUACAAUGACUAUUAUUUCUGCGUGAUCCGCGAUCGGAAGGAGCGCGAACGGGGCGGCGAGCGGGAAAGCAAGGCCCACAAGGACAACACGUUCUACCAUCCGUUCAGCCAGCAGCAGAACCAGCAGCACUGGAACGGGUUCGGGCGGGAGCGUCGUAAUUCGGAAAAUUCCACAUCGACCAAGGACGGCAUCAAGGAGAUACAGCCGCGCCGCUACAAGCUGGUGCAGUUUGAGAAUUCCCUCGGCAAGCUGCAGUGCGGAAGCGUCAUUGCGCCGCGCAAGAUCAUCGAUCAAGAUGUGGUGGUGGAUCGAUCGGUCGCGGAAGGUGGAGGCCCCGGUGGGUCGGGCAGUGCGGGAAGCGGUGGUAACAGUGCGCCCGGCAGCACGGACUCGGUGCACAAUCAGCGCCGCUCGAGACAGAUCUUGCUGCACGUGGAGAACCUGUACCGGUUGGUGCUCCGCCUCGAGGACAUGUCGAAUCAGCUGGCGAUCGAGGCGAAACAACAGAUGAAGGAAAAACGCGCCAAGGAACGGCUGUUGGCACAGGAAAAGCUUGCCAGCGGUACGGACGAACAGAACAACGUGCAGACCAGUGGUUCCCAGCAGGUGGCAACCGUGCCGGCAACGCCUGUGUCGGAGGUGGAGCAAGACACGGUGGAAAAUCUGCUCGACCGUAUUCUGCCGGCCGUGAACGCGGAAGGUGUCCUGCGAUUGCUGUCGGUUCGCAAGGGCAAGCUGCUGUUGACACGCAUCCAGAAGGCGCUGGGCGAGCAUUCGGCUCGGUGGACGAUCUGGUGCACGGUGCUGGCAACGCUGGUUGCGCUGCCGAAGCGCGAUCGGGAGGAUGCCGACGAUCAGCUGAGUCCGCUGUUUGCCGAGCUCGAGCUUCACGUGAAGUACGCGCAGCCGGCCGAUCUGAUGCCGCUGUUCGAGACGCUUCUCAACACGGAUCAGCUGCUGUCGCUGGUGCCCCGGUGCAAGUUCCUGCUCCUCACCAUGCUCACCUUGAUCGCCCAGAUGGAGCAGUUGACUACGAGCGAUUCGUCCCUGGAGCAGGCGGCUGCCCUGAACGGACAGGCGGAUGAUGGCACUAACGACGAAUCCACCGCUCCACGGCUCGUCUGGACUCGCUGGAUGAGCCUGCUGCGGGAGCUGGCACGUGUGCUGCAGGGUGCUGCUGGUGCGGCCGUCGGAGCAAUCGGUAGCAAACCGCAGAAAGUGUUGCUCAAGCUGGAUGCGUCCUGUGGCAAGGUGAAACAGCUCCGUUCGCACCUACAGCGACACCCGGAGCUGGAGCUCGAGCACAAGCUGCGCGCUGUCGUAUCGAUCAUCGAUAUUGGACCAGCCAGCAGCGGUGUUGAUCCAUCGACUUUGACCAAAACCGCAGAAGGAUCCGGCGCAUUGACGCCGAGGACGACGACGAUGACGACGGAUGCGAGCAAAAAGUAAGCAAUCGUUUUCUUUGCAAAGGAUGUCCUUUUGUGUGAGUUGAGUGUUGAGCGAACAAAGGAAGGAACUCUGUUGUUGGUGGCGGAGAGGCGAGCAGUGGGAAAGGAGAGGUUAAAAAGUGUGUAUGUGUGUGUAUAGGAUCUAUACUCCUUUUUACGUUUCCUUCCAAUUAAUGACGAAUUCGUUUCUAACGUACGGAACGGGAAACGGUCGCAGUUUAGGGGUUUUAACUUUAACUUUUUAUUUUUUCUCCUUUAAUAUUCUACUUGUAGUUGGGUUUAUGUUCUUCUUUUACAUGUUUUCUUUUUUUUUUGCUACCAUUCAAUGUCGGUCCCCUUUAAUCCCUAUUUUAACUGAGAAAAACAACAACAACAACGGCAACGGCGGUCCUUUAUCAUUUCUGUAAUGCUAUGUUUGUUUUUCUAUGGACGCAUGUAAACGAGCGCGUUUUGUUUGUGUAGAAACUCUAUGUAAAAUGUAUCCAACAAUGAAACUGUGUAAAACCUCAAUAUAGUAAUCGCUAAAAUGCUUCCUGCGUGUGCGGCCGCGAGUGAAGCAACCAGCAAGAAGCGCAAUGAAAUAACACGGAGAAAUAGUAGACGCAAAACAAAUUGUUAAUAGUGCGCGGAUAAGAAUAUUGCCAGCGGCGUCCCAUGCGUACACGCACACACAUACACACAGUGUGACAGUUAGUAGUAAAGUAGUUGCGUGAGAAGCAAGUACACAGCGGGGGCAAAACACUACUCACUGGCCAGUGUUAUACUAGCCCGAGACGAGAGAGGCAGGUAUCGGUUUUUUUUUUUUCGUUUCACAUAAUAACCGGUUAGAUUUUGCUAUUGGACAUUUGCCUGGACAAGUUUGGGCAAGGCAUCAGGAACGUUUCAUACUACGAUUUUUAUGUGUCAGUUCAAUCAACCGGUCGAAUUCUUUGUUUAACAAGCAAACACGUGUGCGCUGCUGCUAAUAUUGCAUCCUAUAGGACACACGCAUGCAAAUCCACAUUCAAUAGCAAGUGUGCGCGAGAACGAGACGAUGAUCAAUUUAAGUGGUUUUAGUGAAGUUGUAAUAUUGGAUUGAAAAAAGGUAAUAAAGUAAUAUUAAUUAUGCGAUUGUUAAACCAUACGCAAACGUGCGUGAUUGUGUGCGUGUGUGUGUGCGUGUAACGUUGACGACGUUCAGCAGCAGCAAAUCCGGUUGGCAAGCGUCGUGCUGCACGGAUUGAGAAAAGGUUUAGAAAUUUACGGACGGCUAGCUCUUAAUCUUAAUAGAACGAACUCAAUUGAUGAAAAAUGCAGUAAAAUAUACAACUCUAAGCAAUAA